Molecule: messenger RNA, 511 nt
Organism: Staurois parvus
Lineage: Eukaryota; Metazoa; Chordata; Amphibia; Anura; Ranidae
Source: the annotation of a GenBank genome assembly
UCGUCUGGCGGAACAGCGGGCACCGAGUCGUCUGGUGGAACAGCGGGCACCGAGUCAACUGGCGGAACAGCGGGCACCGAGUCGUCUGGCAAGACUGCGGGCACCGAGUCGUCUGGCAAGACUGCGGGCACCGAGUCGUCUGGCAAGACUGCGGGCACCGAAUCACCAGGCACGACAGUGGGCUCUGACUCAAUUGGCACGACAGCGGGCACCGGGUCAUCAGGUACCGGAUUGUCUGGCUCGACAGCGGGCAUCGGGUCACCAGGCAUCAGGUCAUUUGGCUCGCCAGCGGGCACCGCGUCAUCUGGCAAGGCAGUGGGCACCGAGUCACCAGGUACGACAGCGGGCUCUGAGUCAAUUGGCAAGACAGCGGGCACCGGAUCAGGUACCGGAUCAUCUGGAUCAACAGCGGGCAUCGAGUCAACUGGCCUAAUAGGAUCGUCAGGCUGGAUCAGUUCAUCAUGCUGGGUAGAGGCAUCAGGCUGAAUUCAGGCGUCCGGCUGAGUAGAGG